AACCCUAAAAAACCAGAAGAGAUUCUGGAGCACCAUUGUCGUUGAACCCUGCUUUUAGAGGAAGGGGAGGAAGGAAAAGAUCAAGCUAACUUGAGAUCAAAGCUUGAACUUCCCGUACAGGCCAAAAUAAGAAUCAAACAAGGGUGAUGUCUGGCUAUGUUAGACGAGCUUUCUCAUGGCGGAACAUGUUUUGGCUCAGAAGCUCUGCUCUUCAUGUUUGUGACGUCUCUCCCACUAAAAUUUGUAUGUCUGAUAGCAAUAGAGUGCUUACUCUUCCAGUGACACCUAAUUUUAUCAUAGAAAGUCGCAGAGCCUUUGCCAAAGGGCGAAAGUCAAAAGAUGAAGUGGGUGUCAGUACAAUUGAAGUUCCACCAGAUGUUGGGCCUAACAUUAAGGCAAAUGCUGUCUCACAAAUGGAGGCUGCAAUGGCUGCAUUAUCAGCAGAACUAAGCAAACUACGAACAGGAAGGGCAUCUUCAGGAAUGCUUGAUCAUAUUAUUGUUGAAACUGGUGGUGUGAAGAUGCCUUUGAAUCGGAUUGCUGUUGUUUCAGUCAUAGACGCAAAAACCUUAUCUGUUAAUCCUUAUGAUCCAGAGACACUUAAACAAUUAGAGAAUGCCAUUGUUUCAUCUCCAUUGGGGUUAAAUCCUAAAGCAGAUGGUGAGAGAUUGAUUGCUGUUAUUCCACCAUUGACCAAAGAGCAUAUUCAGGCCAUGAGCAAGGUUGUUACUAAAUCUUGUGAAGAUACCCGGCAAAGUAUUAGAAGAGCUCGGCAAAAGGCAAUGGAUACAAUUAAGAAAUUAUAUUCAAGUCUCCCCAAGGAUGACAUAAAAAGAUUGGAGAAAGAAGUUGAUGAUUUGACAAAAAAAUUUAUCAAGACUGCAGAAGAUGUAUGCAAGGCAAAGGAGAAAGAAAUUACUCAAGGUUGAGAUUUGGUGUUAUUGAUAUGUUUUGCAGAGGAUUCACUGCUUCAUUUCUCCUUGUAAUUUGCUGGGGCCUGAAAUUUGUCUGGUAUAAGCCAAGUGUCAUUUAAUCAAGUCAUUAUAUGUUAAGGACUAUUCUGGCAAUUUCAAAUGCAUAAAAGAUGAGUCUCUCAGUCUCAACCUACCCGGUUUGGAGUUGCUACAUUUGUGCAGGCUGCUGUGCUUUGUGGUUGAUCAGCAUCUUGUGUUUAUGAUUACUCUUCUAGUUAGUUCUAAAUUUGUGUAUGUUAUGUUCAGUACUAAACAUGGAGGGUGGUGCAGAGAUUUAAGUGGUGAUAUAAGGUAAUUGAAGCUGACAAUCAAUUAAGAGUUUAGGAUAUGAUAUGUUGGCAUCAAGUCAGUUAUUUUAGCUGCUUUUUAGACAUGAUUCAGCCAUUGCAUGAUGCUGUUCAUGCUUUCUAGAAUAUUAUUACUUUUAUUUUAUUAGUUAUGAUGUUUGUUACCAUGAGGCCAAAG
Messenger RNA from Gastrolobium bilobum, 1439 nucleotides. RefSeq lists its product as uncharacterized. Lineage: Eukaryota; Viridiplantae; Streptophyta; Magnoliopsida; Fabales; Fabaceae. Gene Ontology annotation, cellular component: mitochondrion. The record is from RefSeq and is a predicted model, not a curated record. The coding region runs from base 147 to 929 and encodes 260 amino acids. Gene Ontology annotation, molecular function: ribosomal large subunit binding. The transcript is spliced from 10 exons. Gene Ontology annotation, biological process: translation.